Messenger RNA from Lolium perenne, 1459 nucleotides. Its product is annotated as chitin elicitor-binding protein. The record is from RefSeq and is a predicted model, not a curated record. Lineage: Eukaryota; Viridiplantae; Streptophyta; Magnoliopsida; Poales; Poaceae.
CCAAACCAAACUAAUCCACACACGCCCUAGGCCGUACCACCAUCACUCCCACAGCAAGCCCCACACUCCCACUACCUCCCUCACUCCACCUGAGCUACUACCUCCCCACCAAGCCGGCACCGGCAAUGGCGCCGCUCUCCCUCCUCCUCCUCCUCCUCGCCGCCCUCACCCCAUCCCCAGCAGCCGCACGCUUCACCUGCAACGCCAAAUCCCGCGCAACAACCUGCCAGGCCCUCAUCUCCUACACGCCGCCACCCAACGCCACCACCACCCUCCGCGACGUCCGCACCCUCUUCCAGCUCCGCUCCCACCGCGCCCUGCUCGCCGCCAACGCCCUCCCCCUCACCACCCCCCAAUCCGCCCCCGCCCCCUCACCCAUCCGCGUGCGCCUCCCGUGCCUCUGCUCCGGCGGCGCCGGCGCCACAUUCCAGCGCCCCACCUACAAGGUCCGCGCCGGCGACACCCUCGACGCCGUCGCGCGCGGCGUCUUCGCGGGCCUCCUCACCUACCGCGACAUCGCCGCCGCCAACAACGUGUCCGACCCCAACCGGGUCGCCGUCGGCCAGGACCUCCGCGUGCCGCUCCCCUGCAGCUGCGACCCCGUCGCCGGGCUCGGCGCCGUCGUCCACCUCACCUACGUCGUGCCUGCCGGGAGCUCUAUUGCGGGCAUUGCCGAGGAGCACGGCACCACCGAGCAGACGCUGCUCCAGCUCAACCGCUUGCCCGACGCCAAGAGCCUCCUCGCAGGCCAGGUCCUCGACGUGCCGCUACGAGUUUGCUCGUCUGCCAUUAGCAACACUGCCAUAGACAGCAACCUCCGCGUCCCGAACGCCAGCUACAUACUCACAGCCAACAACUGCGUCAUGUGCGGCUGCAGCUCCAACACUUGGCAGCUGGACUGCCAGCCGACACAGGGGCUAACAUCAGCCGUCUGCCCGGUGGCGAAAUGCGGAGACCUGUUCCUGGGGAACACGUCGGUGACGACCUCCCCUGCCUCGCCCUGCGAGGGCACGGCGUGCCUCUACGCCGGAUACACCAACACCACCUCGUUUGCCAUCCUUACGAACCUCACCUCCAGCUCCAUGUGCGACGCUGCUGGGUUGUCGCCGGCCGCGCAACCGUCCCACUCAUCGGCGUCCGGAUUGGGGUUGCCGGCACUCUGGAGUUGGUCUGAGCUUGUCGUCGGCAUCCACAUUGUUCUGCUGUGCCUCGGGUUUCUGCACCGUGAUUGAUUGAGAAGCGAUUCAGAUUCUUGCUUUCUUAGUAGCUGGACUUGUAGCUUGUAGUUCUGUUUUGUGAGUGAUUUGGGAGUUGGGACUGUGUGGCUUAAGUUUGUAGCUUGUUUGUAUUUACAAGUGGAGACACUAGGGGAACACUUGUUUUCUGUUAGAAUGUAGAUCAGAUCAUGACACAUUGGUGGUGCCAAAUGCUCGCAGGGUAUUUACAGUGCUUGGUUUUA